AUGUGUGGCAUCUUUGGUUACGUGAACUACCUGGUGGAGAAGGACCGCAAGUUCAUCCUCGACACCCUCGUCAAUGGCCUGUCCCGUCUCGAGUACCGUGGCUACGACUCCGCUGGUCUGGCCGUCGACGGUGACAAGAAGAACACAGUAUUCGCCUUCAAGGAGGUUGGCAAGGUCGCUAAGCUCAAGGCUCUCAUCGAGGAGGAAAAGCCAGAUCUCACCAAGGUCUUCGACUCACAUGCCGGCAUUGCCCACACUCGAUGGGCCACCCACGGUCCCCCCUCCCGGCUGAACUGCCAUCCCCACCGAUCCGACCCCACCUGGGAGUUCUCGGUCGUGCACAACGGUAUCAUCACCAACUACAAGGAGCUCAAGACUCUGCUCAACGCCAAGGGCCUGAAGUUCGAGACCGAGACCGACACUGAGUGCAUUGCCAAGCUCCUCAAGUACAUCUACGACCAGCACCCGACCAUUGGCCUCGUCGACCUCGCAAAAGCCGUCAUCAACGAGCUUGAGGGUGCCUACGGUCUGUUGAUCAAGUCGGUUCACUACCCCCACGAGGUGGUUGCCGCCCGCAAGGGUUCUCCCCUUGUCAUCGGUGUCAAGACCCAGAAGCGCAUGAAGGUCGAUUUCGUCGAUGUUGAGUACUCGGAGGAGGGUGCCCUCCCCGCUGAGGCCGCCUCCCAGAAUGCUGCUCUCCAGAAGACCUCGGGCAACUUCUUGUCCCCCAACAACGCCAUGCUGACGGCCCCUGACAAGUCGCUCCUCCACCGCUCGCAAUCCCGCGCCUUCAUGACCGACGACGGCAUGCCCAUGCCCGCCGAGUUCUUCCUCUCCUCCGACCCCGCUGCCAUCAUUGAGCACACCAAGAAGGUCAUGUACCUGGAGGACGACGACAUUGCCCACAUCCACGAGGGCUCCCUGAACAUCCACCGUCUCAAGAAGGCCGACGGCAGCUCCAACGUCCGAACCAUCCAGACCCUCGAGCUGGAGCUUCAGGAGAUCAUGAAGGGCAAGUUCGACCACUUCAUGCAGAAGGAGAUCUUCGAGCAGCCCGAGUCCGUCGUCAACACCAUGCGAGGACGUCUGGACACGGACAACAAGACCGUCACCCUCGGUGGCCUCAAGUCGUACAUUGCCACCAUCCGGCGAUGCCGACGCAUCAUCUUCAUUGCCUGCGGUACGAGUUACCACUCUUGCAUGGCCGUCCGCGGUAUCUUCGAGGAGCUCGCCGAGAUCCCCAUUGCCGUCGAGCUGGCGUCGGACUUCCUUGACCGACAGGCCCCUGUCUUCCGUGACGACACCUGUGUGUUCGUCUCGCAGUCUGGUGAGACUGCCGACUCGUUGAUGGCCCUCCGAUACUGCCUGGAGCGCGGUGCCCUGACUGUCGGUAUCGUCAACGUUGUCGGUUCCUCCAUCUCGCUCCUCACCCACUGCGGUGUCCACGUCAACGCUGGUCCCGAGAUUGGUGUUGCCUCCACCAAGGCCUACACCUCCCAGUUUAUCGCCAUGGUCAUGUUUGCCCUGUCGCUUAGCGAGGACCGCGCAUCCAAGGCCCAGAGGCGGGUCGAGAUCAUGGAGGGUCUCGGCAAGAUCUCGCAGCAGAUCAAGCAGAUCCUCGAGCUUGACCAGCCCAUCAAGGAGCUUUGCGCCAAGACCUUCAAGAACCAAAAGUCGCUGCUGCUGCUCGGCCGUGGCAGCCAGUUCUCCACCGCUCUUGAGGGUGCCCUGAAGAUCAAGGAAAUUUCCUACCUUCACUGCGAGGCUGUCAUGUCUGGUGAGCUGAAGCACGGUGUCUUGGCUCUUGUCGAUGAGGAGCUUCCCAUCAUCAUGAUCUUGACCCGUGACGAUCUCUUCAAGAAAUCGCUCAACGCUUAUCAGCAAGUCACUGCUCGUGGCGGCAAGCCCAUUGUCAUCUGCAACCCCAGCGACGAGGAGUUCCAGGCCAACCAGGCCGAGAAGAUCGAGGUCCCCAAGACCGUCGACUGCUUGCAGGGUCUUCUGAACGUCAUCCCUCUGCAGCUGAUUGCCUACUGGCUGGCUGUCAUGGAGGGCCUGAACGUCGACUUCCCCCGUAACUUGGCCAAGUCGGUCACUGUCGAGUAA
This is a messenger RNA of Neoarthrinium moseri, 2106 nucleotides long. RefSeq lists its product as uncharacterized. The coding region runs from base 1 to 2106 and encodes 701 amino acids. The record is from RefSeq and is a predicted model, not a curated record. Gene Ontology annotation, biological process: UDP-N-acetylglucosamine metabolic process; protein N-linked glycosylation; fructose 6-phosphate metabolic process. Gene Ontology annotation, molecular function: L-glutamine:D-fructose-6-phosphate transaminase (isomerizing) activity; carbohydrate derivative binding. The transcript has 5 exons. NCBI's taxonomy places the organism in Eukaryota, Fungi, Ascomycota, Sordariomycetes, Amphisphaeriales, Apiosporaceae.